GAUGAAGAUGAGGAGGAGAGAGAGAUGAGGAAAAAGCUAUCAGCUAUGAUUGUUAACCAAAAGGAAUUCGCGAUUGCUUUAGUUUGUUGGUGAACAUAAAAGUGAUAAAGUUUGUUGUUGUAUGUAAAAAGCUGCGCAUGAAAAAGGGAAUCAUUUGGACUCCAUUUUAACCCAUGAAAGAGGACAAUUGGAAUAUUUAGUGUCGAAAAAUUCUGUGUGUGCCAAAACAUCAUCCAAGAGAGGAAAGACCAAGAAGAAGAAGAAGAAGAAGAAGAGGAAAGAAGAAGAUAAAUGAGAGAAAGAGAGGAAAGAAAGUGGUUAAAAGUGGUGAUAAGUGAAAGUGUUUUUAGACGUUGUAAGUUUACUGGUGAUAACCCAAUGAAACCCAAUCAUGAUAUUCAACUUUCAAUGUUGUCCUCUGUUUUUUUAAACUCAACAUUCUGACAACAUUCUGUCAUUGUUGUGCCAACAAUCAACUCUCAUCUUCAACACUAAUCAUCAUCAUCUUCAUCACCCUCACCUGUUUAUAUCCAUCAUCAUUAACACCAACAACAAUAACAUCUUGUUUGCCUUGUUCAUUUACCUUAAUUUUAUCCUCUUUUUUUGUCCUCUCAUAUGAUUAUGACAACUUGAACAACCCAAUUUUAUACCCAACACAAUCAUCAUUACCGUUUCGUUUUCGGAGAACAUUUUCUUUUCUUUAAAAAUCUUUCUUCUCCUCCAAUCAUUUUCAAGUUUAAUUGUAUAAUUUUCACGUAAAUUUCAGUGAAUUUCAACUUUAAUUUCAAAGGCAACAACUAAAUGGACAGCAAAGUGCUUUCUUCCCUUCUAUUCAUCGCCCAAUUGAUUCCCUUACUCUUAGAUUAUGAAUAAAUUGAAUCAGUUUAAUUUACCUUUAAUUUCAACCCAAAAAUCAUUUUAAUGUACAUCAAGCAAAUGUGAAAAGAUGGAUUAAGGUUCAUUUGGAUGUUUUUGCCCAGUUUUUGUGCUCUUUUCCAGUCUCUUUUGUUUCCAUCCUUCAUCUAAUCCCAGUUUUUUUUCAGCCAACAGAUUAAUUAUGCUGAAUAACCGAUCAAAAUAGAUGUAAUAACAAUAGUCAAUACAAGUUUACUUGCUCUCUACUCUUCACCUUUUAUUUGGAUACUUUUGAUUAACCCAUUAAACUCAUUGUGCAAGGUUCAAUGUUUGGCUUCUAACUCUCAUAAUGAAACAAUCAAUCAAUCAAUUGUUGCCCAAUUAACCCUGGAUUGGUGAUUAGUUUUUACCAAUUUAUUUACAAGGCUUAAGGUGACAAACGGUUAACCGGUAAAUAGUUUUGGACAGUUUUGGGUUAGAAACUGAAAUAGCAACAAAAAGAUGAUCUCAAGACGUGGAUUCCUUCGUCUAGAGGAUGAAAUUGGUGCUCGUGAUGCCACUUUUUUGGAUCCUUUGACCGAAGAAAAUUUCAUUGCCAAUCUUUAUCAGCGAUUCAAACGGGACCAAAUAUAUACUUACAUUGGAACUAUGGUCAUCUCGAUAAAUCCGUACAAAAAUUUGGGCAUUUAUUCAAAUGAAGUCAUUACUGCUUAUCAACAUCACAAUAUGUUGGAAUUGCCUUCACAUAUUUAUGCUCUUACUGAGUUUGCGUUUCAAUCCAUGAAUGAACGUAAUCUGGAUCAAUGUAUUAUCGUUACUGGUGAAAGUGGGUCCGGAAAAACCGAAGCUGCCAAACUUGCGCUACAGUAUUUGAUUCGGGGUGAAAGAUCAGCCUACCAAGAUUCAGAUUCCCUUCGAGAUCAACUUUUAUCAAUUUGUCCAAUUCUUGAAGCUUUUGGUAAUGCUAAAACCUUGCACAAUGACAACUCAACUCGUUUUGGAAAAUUUUUAGAACUGGAAUUUGAUUUUACCGGUUAUCUUAUUGGUGGAAGUAUAACUAAUUAUCUUUUGGAAAAAUCUCGAGUGGUUAAACAGUCCAUCGGUGAACGCAAUUUUCAUAUCUUUUAUCAACUUGUUAAAGGCGCUGAUGUCAAUUUGCUCAAAACGUUGAAAUUACAGCGAAACAUGGAAAUGUAUGAAAUAAUGAAAACAUCUCAACCUGAAUUGAUGCAAUUUUUUGAUGAUAAAGAUCAAUUUUUUGAAACAAAACGAUCUAUGGAGAUCAUUGGGUUCACCCCGGAGGAAAUAUUAUGUAUCUUUUGCAUAGUUGCAUCUAUACUUAAAUUAGGUAAUUUACAAUUUUUACCUCGUGCCAAUAUGGAUGGGACUGAGGGUUGCUCAUUAUUAAAUGAUUACGAACUGUACGAGUUCUGUGAAUUAUUAUUGAUGGACGUUAAUUGUGUCGAGGCUGCCUUAACCCAACAAACAGUUGAGACUCGCCAUGAAAUAUUGGUAACUGAUCUUUCAGCUACAGAGGCUAACAAUGCUCGAGAUGCCUUAUGCAAAGCAAUAUAUAAUCGACUUUUUACUUGGCUAGUCAAUAGGAUUAAUGAAUCGUUGAAAGCUAAACGAAUUGGUAAACGAAGGGUAAUUGGAAUAUUGGAUAUUUAUGGUUUUGAAGUGUUCGAGACAAAUGGUUAUGAACAAUUCUUGAUUAAUUAUUGCAAUGAAAAGCUUCAUCAAAUUUAUGUUGAUGUUGUACUCAAAGAGGAACAAGAAGAAUAUAUUAGAGAGGGAAUUCAAUGGAAAAAGAUUGAUUUCUUCAAUAAUUCAACAAUUUGUGAUCUAAUAGAAAAGAAUAAUAGUGGAAUCUUAUGGAUGUUGGAUGAAGAAUGUCUUCGAAGCAAUCAAAUAUCGGAUGAAACUUUUCUUCAUCAGAUAAGCACUGCCUUUCAGGAAAAUGCCUACUUUGAGAGUCAAGAAAGUCAUGGAUGUAAAAGUUUCUUCAUUCCUCACCAUUGUUCAACUGAAUUACAUUCAACAUCAACUUCACAUUCUAAUCUACUCCUUCUCAAUACACUUCCUUUUUCCUGUUUCCGUUUGAGACAUUUUGCUGGACCGGUUACUUAUUCUGUUUCUGGGUUCAUCGAGAAAAACAAGGAUCACCUUUAUCGUGAUUUAUCCAUGGCAAUGUUCGCCUCUGACUUACCUUUGAUGAAAACAUUAUUUCCUGAAGGUAACCCAAAACGAACCAAUUUAAAGCGUCCGGCUACAAUUGCGGUACAAUUUAAAAUCUCAAUGGAAGCUUUGAUGAAAAAUAUUCAUUGCAAACAGCUCAAUUUUGUUAAAUGCCUAAAACCAAAUGAUCUUUGUCAACCAGGAAUCUUUCAAGCUGAUCUAGUUUCCCAUCAGGUUAGAUGUUUACUUCUCCUAGAGACAACCAAAUUACAACGAGCAGGUUAUUUUUACAAAAAUGAUUACAUCUCAUUCCUAAAACGAUACAAAAUGUUAUCGCCCGUUACUUGGCCUACAUGGCCAGGUUUAUCAGCCCUGGAAGGGGUUACUCUUUUGCUCAAAGACUUGCCCGUUUAUAUGCCUCAAUAUGUUUUUGGAAGAACCAAAAUUUUUGUUAAACAUUACAGAACUGUUAUUGAAUUGGAAGAGUUGAGAUCUGAAAAACUCGAUGAAUUGGUAACAAUGCUUCAGAAACUAUGGCGAGCUUGGAUUUGUAGGAAAAAAUUCACCUCCUUAAGAAGAAGUCAAAUAAUCAUUGCUCAUAAUUAUCGCAUAUGGAAGAGACGACGAUAUUUACUUUGGUUAGCAAGGAAUUUACCAUCAGUAUCGCCAACUUGUCGUGAUUGGCCUCCUUGCCCAGAAUCUCUUAGAGCAACGAGUAGCUAUUUAAGGAAAUAUUAUCACCGUUGGAGAUGUUUUAAAUAUCGACAAAAAUUUGACCAAAGAAUGAGAGAAAAAGUCACUGCAAGUUUAAUCUUUAAAGGUAAAAAGAUAUCUUACCUUAAAAGUGUUUCACAUAUUUCGUAUCCAUUUCGUGGUGACUAUGUGAGAUUACGGCAAAAUUUAAAAUGGAAACGAAUCGCAUCGGAAACUGGAGAUCAAUAUGUUGUUUUUGCCGAUAUUGUCAAUAAAAUAACUCGAAGUAGUGGAAAGUGUGUCCAAAAACUUCUAGUCAUCAGUACUUGUUCAAUGAUUGUUAUGGAUCAAAGGACAUUACAAAUUAAAUAUCGGAUUCCUAUUUCAGAAAUAUUCAGGAUAUCAAUGAGUCCUUUUUCAGAUGAUAUUGUCAUCAUACAUGUUCGUUGUUCUGAAGCAACUAAACGACGAGGAGCAUUUGUAAUGGAAUCUGGUCAUGUUAUUGAAAUUGUAACUAAAUUAUUUCUUGUUAUACAAAAUGCUACAACUAAACAGCCUGAAGUUCAAAUAGCUACAGAAUUUGAAGCAAACUUUGGUAAAGAAAAUAUUCUGGUUUUAUUCAGGUGUUCAAAUCCCGAGGGCUCUGGCCCAGCCAAGAUUAUACGCAAAACUGCCAAACUGGAAGUGGUCCUUUGAUGAAGAUUGGCCUUAAUUUAUGAUCUGU
Molecule: messenger RNA, 4450 nt
Organism: Tetranychus urticae (two-spotted spider mite)
Lineage: Eukaryota; Metazoa; Arthropoda; Arachnida; Trombidiformes; Tetranychidae
Gene: Myo95E
Product: Myosin 95E
Biological process (GO): actin filament organization; endocytosis; actin filament-based movement
Cellular component (GO): actin cytoskeleton; myosin complex; cytoplasm
Molecular function (GO): actin filament binding; ATP binding; microfilament motor activity
Source: RefSeq, a predicted model, not a curated record